Girardinichthys multiradiatus is the source of this 358-nucleotide messenger RNA. RefSeq names its product copper homeostasis protein cutC homolog. Bases 101 to 325 code for a protein of 74 amino acids. The record is from RefSeq and is a predicted model, not a curated record. The transcript has 4 exons. Lineage: Eukaryota; Metazoa; Chordata; Actinopteri; Cyprinodontiformes; Goodeidae. Gene Ontology annotation, molecular function: copper ion binding.
AUUUGAGAGGGUGCUGACGAGUGGCUGUGACAGCUCGGCUUUAGAGGGGCUGCCCGUUAUUAAACGGCUCAUUGAUCAAGCAAAAGGUAGAAUAAUUGUAAUGCCAGGAGGUGGUAUUACAGAGAGCAACCUGCAGAGAAUAUUGGAGGGGUCGGGGGCUGAGGAGUUUCACUGCUCAGCACGCUCCAGCAGAGACUCUGCAAUGAAAUUCAGGAACACAUGUGUGACGAUGGGAGCUACAAUCUCAGCGCCAGAGUAUGGCCUGAAGGUGGCAGAUGUCAGCAAAGUCCGGAGUCUGAAUGCAAUUGCCAAAAAUACCUUGUGAUACCUCAAAAAUAUGAAGUUAUUUCCAACUCGC